Messenger RNA from Anolis carolinensis (green anole), 2956 nucleotides. RefSeq names its product X-prolyl aminopeptidase 2 (gene xpnpep2). The coding region runs from base 194 to 2230 and encodes 678 amino acids. The transcript is spliced from 21 exons. Gene Ontology annotation, molecular function: metalloaminopeptidase activity. Lineage: Eukaryota; Metazoa; Chordata; Lepidosauria; Squamata; Anolidae. The record is from RefSeq and is a predicted model, not a curated record.
CCACCAAGCACCUUGUUAUCUAUUUGUUUUAUCUGGUGCAUAGAGUCUAUUCUCUGGAGUCUAGAGAGCAAUAAUAUCCAGGAAGGUCCUAGGCUUUCUCAUACCGCUCUAAUAAUUUCAAGAAGCAAGAGGCAAUUUUGCUGCCUGGUUUUUAACCUUUCAGAAACCUCAACUUGGAGAGGUGUCCAAAGCCAUGGUCUGCAUCCCAGGUCUUUUGUGGGUCUGGAUUUCCCUGCUUGUUCCUCUUCAUGGUUAUCCCCAGCCCAAAAUGUCUGGCUCAUCGGACGAUACCAGAAACUGUACAGCAACUCCUCCGUAUUUGCCCCCGACAGCAAUCGACACGACCGAACGGCUGCGCAUCUUGCGGCAUCACAUGCAGAGCCACAACCUCUCGGCCUACAUCAUCCCUGCCACUGAUGCUCACAUGAGUGAAUAUAUUGCAGAGCGGGACAAGAGGCUCGCAUGGAUGACAGGCUUCACGGGGUCCUCAGGGACUGGAGUGGUCACUUUGCAGAAGGCAGCCCUCUUCACAGACAGCCGCUACUGGAUCCAAGCUGAGCGCCAGAUGGAUUGCAACUGGGAAUUGCAGAAAUCAGGUUGGAUUUCCGCGAUUGGGCAGUGGCUGGUGAAGGAAGUUCCUGAGGGGGAAAAAAUUGGACUGGACCCUUACCUCUUCUCCAUUGAUAAUUGGGACAGCUACCUCCAAGCCCUGGACGGCUCAAAUCGGACCCUUGUUGCCCUAGAUGACAAUCUGGUGGACCUUGUCUGGGGUUCACAGAGGCCACUUCCACCCACCAACACCAUCUACCAGCUCCCAGAUGACUUCAUUGGGAGCACCUGGCAGGAGAAGGUGUCCCAUAUCCGGACGCAGAUGGAGAAUCACAGCGGGAAGCCCACUGCGGUCCUGCUCUCCGGUCUUGAGGAAACGGCUUGGCUCUUCAAUCUCCGAGGAGAUGACAUCCCUUACACGCCCGUCUUCUACGCUUACACGCUUCUCACCAAGACGAGUAUCAGCCUAUUUGUGAAUCAGAGUCGGCUAAGUGGUGAUGCAUCUCAGGCGCUGGCUGCUGGGUGCCCGGGGCCUCUCUGCGUGACGGUAGUAGACUAUGAGGCGAUAAGUGAGAGCCUGAGGAUAUAUGUUCAGCAGGACGGCGUUCACAUCUGGAUCGGGACCGAGUACACCACUUUGGCGCUCUACAGAGAAAUCCCUCCGGAAAAGCGCCUCGAAGAGAAUUAUUCCCCUGUCAUGAUCGCCAAGGCAAGCAAGAACGCCAAGGAGCAGGAACUGAUGCGGGCUGCCCACGUUCGAGAUGCCAUCGCGGUAAUCCGGUACUUGGUCUGGUUGGAGAAGAUGGUUCCUUCUGGCUCUGUGGAUGAAAUCUCCGGCGCAAAUUUUGUGAACCAGUUACGAAGGGAAGAACUCUUCUGCCACGGACCAAGUUUUGAAACUAUCUCUGCCAGUGGUUUGAAUGCAGCUUUGGCUCAUUACAGCCCAUCCAACACAACAAGCCGAAAGCUGACUGUGGACGAAAUGUACUUGUUGGACUCCGGAGGCCAAUAUUUAGAUGGGACCACGGACAUCACCCGGACUGUCCAGUGGGGGGAGCCCACAGCUUUGCAGAAGGAAGCUUAUACACGGGUGCUAAUGGGAAACAUAGACCUGUCGAGGCUCGUCUUCCCACCCAGGACGUCAGGGAGAAUGGUGGAGGUCCUGGCACGCCGGCCACUCUGGGAAGUUGGACUCAAUUACGGUCAUGGCACUGGUCACGGCAUUGGCAAUUUUCUAUCCGUUCACGAAUGGCCGGUGGGCUUCCAGUCCAACAACGUGCCUUUAGACAAAGGAAUGUUCACCUCCAUAGAGCCUGGUUACUAUCUGGAGGGUGAGUUUGGGAUCCGGCUCGAGGAUGUCGCACUUGUGGUUGAAGCUCAGACCAAGUAUCCGGUGCAUGAAGAGCCCUACCUGACUUUUGAGGUGGUGUCAUUGGUGCCCUAUGCGCGGAAUCUCAUUGACAUCAACCUCCUGUCUCAAGAGCAGAUUCAGUACAUCAACAGCUACUACGAGUCCAUCCGCAAGUAUAUCGGGCCCGAACUCCAGAGGCGUCACCUGGAUGAGGAAUACCAGUGGCUGCAGCGAAACACACAGCCGCUUUCUCGCUCCUCCCUGCUGGCAGCCUCCCUGGGCACCUUGGCUAUGGGCACCGUAGCCUCCACCCUUUUGCCUGGGGCAUAGGACUAGGCCACCUUGACAUUUCCAUCACUACAAUCUAUAUAUAUAAAAGAGUGAUGGCAUCACGGCGACCAACAAAACAACAAAACUACAGGCCCCCCAACCUCGAAAUUUAACAACACAACCCAUCAUUCAUGGCUCUAGGUUGAUACAACAAAAAGAAAAGAAAAAUAAAGUCCUAAUUAGAGGGAGAGGAAUAAUAAUUUUUAUCCAAUUGCUACCAGUUAGAAGGCUAAGCUCUGCCCACUUGGUCUCCUAGCAACCUACUCAGCCCAGGGGAAAGGCACAGUUAGGCCUCACUUAGGCCUCUUCCACAGAUUAUCUAAUUUGCACUGGAUUAUAUGGCAGUGUAGACUCAAGGCCCUUCCACAUCUAUAUAAUCCAUUUAGAAUCUUAUAUUAUCUGCUUUGAACUGGAUUAUCUUGACUCCACACUGCCAUAUAAUCCACUUCAGUGUGCAUACUGAACAUAAAGACAACCAUACAACAGACAUUCAAUACCACCACUACCUCAUCAAUUUCUCACCAACACCACCAGACAACGUCACAGCAACGCGUGGCCAGGCACAGCUAGUGACCAAUAUUUCUUCUUUUGGAUGCAUUUCAAGACAUUAGCCUCCAGACUCAUCUCCGACUUCUGAAAAUCAUUGCAACCAAUCCAUUCCCCGUCAGGUUUGAGAUCCGACCUUACCCAUAUCUUCCGAUCCAGAUUAAAAUAUUUUGCUGUUCA